Molecule: messenger RNA, 2078 nt
Organism: Suillus paluster
Lineage: Eukaryota; Fungi; Basidiomycota; Agaricomycetes; Boletales; Suillaceae
Product: glycoside hydrolase family 15 protein
Exons: 8
Coding region: 133-1923 (596 amino acids)
Biological process (GO): polysaccharide catabolic process
Cellular component (GO): fungal-type vacuole
Molecular function (GO): glucan 1,4-alpha-glucosidase activity; starch binding
Source: RefSeq, a predicted model, not a curated record
AUCAUGUUGACAUCCGAGUCAAACAUUCGGGAUUGAACAAGUUAUAGGUAGCAAGUGUGCCUCAGGCUGAACCGUGGACCUUCUUGAAAAUUUACACAUGGAACCUUGUUCGGUUCUUGCCCAUGCGGACGUAUGGCAUUGUACAUUCAGUACUGGCAAAACGGCGUCUGCAGCUUUUUACAAACCAACUUUCCCCAGGUCGUUAUGUGGCGCACCCUAGUUUCUGCGCUCGGGCUUUGCGCGUCAGCAUUUGCCCAGUCAAGCACGGUGGACUCGUAUAUCAGUACCGAGUCCCCCAUUGCCAAGGCUGGUGUACUUGCGAACAUCGGUGCCAAUGGUGCCAAGUCAGCCGGAGCUUAUCCCGGCGUGGUCGUCGCCAGUCCCAGCAGCACAGACCCAGACUACCUAUACACAUGGGUCCGGGACUCUUCACUCGUUUUCCAAACACUCAUUGAUCAGUACGCCUUCGGGCAAGACACCACUUUGCGAUCUCACAUCGACAACUUCAUUUCCGCCGAAGCAAACAUGCAGCAGGUCACCAACCCAAGCGGAACUGUCUCCACUGGUGGCUUAGGCGAGCCUAAAUUCAACAUCGAUGAGACUGCAUUCACUGGAGCAUGGGGUCGUCCUCAGCGUGAUGGACCAGCGUUACGCUCAACUGCAAUGAUCACCUAUGCAAAUUGGCUUAUUUCCAACAACAAUGAGUCAUACGUCACCGAUUACCUCUGGCCCAUUAUCAAGCUCGACCUGGACUACGUCAUGAACACCUGGAACGAGACGACUUUUGACCUUUGGGAGGAGGUUGAGUCCUCCUCAUUCUUCACUAGCGCUGUUCAGCAUCGUGCACUCCGGCAGGGCUCCACUCUUGCCACUAUGAUUGGCCAAACCUCAGUCGUCAGUGGAUACAAUACCCAAGCUAACAACAUUCUCUGCUUCCUCCAAUCAUACUGGAAUCCCUCACCUGGCUUUAUGACCGCCAACACUGGAGGCGGUCGCUCUGGCAGGGACGCUAACACUGUGUUGGCAUCCAUUCACGUCUUUGACGUCGAAGCUGGCUGCGAUGGUGUUACUUUCCAGCCCUGCUCCGAUGUUGCUUUGUCCAACCUCAAGGUCUAUGUAGACUCUUUUCGUGAGAUCUACAACAUCAACACUGGCAUACCUGCUCACGAGGCUGUUGCAACUGGACGAUACCCUGAGGAUGUGUACCAGGGUGGUAACCCAUGGUACUUGACGACCUUUGCAGUUGCUGAGCAGCUCUACGACGCCCUAAUCGUGUGGAGCAACGAAGGCUCGCUGACAGUUACAGAUGUCUCUUUCCCCUUCUUCCAGCAGUUCGACUCGAGCAUUAUGCCAGGGACCUACAGCUGCUCGACUCCGACUUACAGCACCCUCACAACUGCGAUCAAGAAAUUUGCAGACGGUUUCGUCUCUACGGCUGCGAAGUACACCCCCUCAGGUGGAGGACUGGCUGAGCAAUACAGCAGGAGCAACGGAACGCCGACCAGCGCCGUGGACUUGACGUGGAGCUAUGCAUCUGCAUUGACUAUGUUUAAUGCAAGGGCUGGUUUAACAUCUGCGAGUUGGGGUGCCGCGGGCCUCAUGGUUUCCCCGACAUGCUCUACUAGCAAGGCAGCAACUGUCCCUGUUGUUUUCAAUGUCAACGCUACUACCGUCUUGGGACAGAACAUAUACUUGACUGGCUCCGUCGGUGCUCUGAGUGACUGGAACACCGCAGAUGCUAUUCUCAUGUCCUCUGCUGACUACCCAGUCUGGAGCACGGCCGUUGAUCUCCCAGCGAACACGCAAAUCCAGUACAAAUACAUCAUCAUUGACAGUGGCGAUGUCACCUGGGAGUCUGAUCCCAACAACGAGUUCACGACGCCCAGGUCUGGCAUUACAACCCUAAACGACGUAUGGCGGUGAUCUUAUUCCUGAGCUAUUCUGGACACUUUUUUCUUAAUGAUAGCACAAUGAUACCUAUCGCAAUACAUUGUUGUUUCCAUGACUUGGUGCAAGUUACCGAUAUUAUAAAACAAAGUCGAUUAAUUUGGCUGACUACGCUAUACCGGUAAAAUGCU